Oryctolagus cuniculus (rabbit) is the source of this 2984-nucleotide messenger RNA. It is a transcript of the gene TNS4, whose product is annotated as tensin 4. Gene Ontology annotation, cellular component: focal adhesion. Gene Ontology annotation, molecular function: protein binding. The record is from RefSeq and is a predicted model, not a curated record. Lineage: Eukaryota; Metazoa; Chordata; Mammalia; Lagomorpha; Leporidae.
GCUGCUCUUAAGGCAGGUCCGGGAGGUGAGCAGGCGCCACCCUUUGCUUCUCACCUGGAUCCCAGGAGCUGCCGGCUCGCCCGCCCGAGCACAGCAGGUCCUGGGGGCUGCUGGUGGCGCGUGACGACGACACACCUAGGGAUGUGAGCACGGUCCCUCGGAAGCCAGAGCUGAACUUCGGGGAUCCCGCCUGCACCAUGUCCCAGGUGCUGUCCAGCCCCCUGCUGGUGGGGGGCCGCACAGUCGGCUUGGCCUCCUGUGAGGAACCCACGAGGGCUGUAGCACCCAGCCCUAGCCUGCCACCCCAGUGUCCUUAUUACACCACAGAAGGCUGGGGCGUCCCAGCCCUGAUGGCCGCCAGGACAAGCAAGGGGGACUCCAACAGGCUCCAGCAGACCCCCGAGGCUGAGGCCAACACCCACUGCCGCCAGCAGUGCCCUGGCGGGCAGGCCUCCGAACCUCCCGACGACCUUGACUCCUACAUUGACUUCUCCCUGGAAAGCCUCAACCAGAUGAUCCUGGAACUGGACCCCAACUUCCAGCUGCUCCCCCCAGGGCUUGUUGGCUCCCAGGCUGAGCCUGCACAGAACCCCACCUCGAGGAGAAAGAAGGAGGAGCCUGAAGCCUUGGAUAUAAAGUACAUCGAAGUGACUUCCACCAGAUCAAGGUGCCACAACGUUCCGCAGCGCUGCUCCAGCCCGUCCGCCACCACGCCCUCCGGCUCCCCCCGCACCGGCGGCCUCCUCCUCUCCAGAGAGCUCCCCCGGGAGACCCGCAGCAGCAGCGAGAGCCUCAUCUUCUCUGGGAGCCAGGGCAGGGGCCACACGUGCCCCCUUCCUCCCUCUGGGGGUCCCUCCGCUCGCGCCCCAGCCUCCCCCAGCGUCUCCAUCCCUUGCACGGGGAGCAAGGCCUCAGGACCCCCCGGCUCUGGCUCCCCACUGACGGCUUCCCCAGGCCUGGAGAAGGGGCUGAGGGCCCCAGCCGUGGGUCGCCACCUCCCGGGGCCACAUCCACCUCAGGACAGGGCCGGAGGUGACUCACGGGGCAGCAGGAUCUCCGUGCUGUCGACCAGCCCAGCGCCCGAUGUCAGCUGUAUAUUUGGAAGCAGCCAGUCCCUCCUCCGCUCCAGCCUCUCCAGCCCUCAGUCACCCUCUAGGUCUUGGGAGAGCCCAGCCAGCUCCUCCUCCAGCCUCCACAGCCUUGGCCCUGGGUCAAGUGACUCGCAGGGCACCAGCAACCCCUCCCUGAACGUGGGCCAGCCCAGAACAGCCUGCUCCCCACUUCUGGCCGAAGAGCACGCCAGCAGCUGCCCCCCAUCCACCACCAACUCCAUGAUGGACAUACCCAUCGUGCUCAUCAACGGCUGCCCAGAACCAGGCUCUCCCCCACCUCAGCGGACACCAGGACACCAGCCCGGAGCUGCCCCUCCCAGCCACCCCUGCCAGGCCAGCAAGAGCCACAGCCAGACCCUGCCGGAUGCCCCCACCACCACGUCCCUAGAGGGCCCCACUAGGGACACGCAGCCCACCAUGAAAUUCGUGAUGGACACAUCUAAGUACUGGUUCAAGCCAAGCAUCACCCGGGAACAAGCCAUCGAGCUGCUGAGGAGGGCGGAGCCAGGAGCUUUCAUCAUAAGGGACAGCUCUUCAUACCGGGGCUCCUUCGGCCUUGCCUUGAGGGUGCACGAGGCGCCCGCAUCUGCCCAGAACCCAUCAGGUGAGGACAGCAGUGACCUUAUCCGGCACUUCCUCAUCGAGUCCUCUGCCAAAGGGGUGCAUCUCAAAGGAGCGGACGAGGAGCCCUACUUCGGUAGCCUGUCGGCGUUCGUGUGCCAGCAUUCCAUCAUGGCCCUGGCGCUGCCUUGCAGACUCGCCAUCCCUCAGAGAGAGCUGGGAGGCACCGACAGGGGCUCGGACCCCUCCACGGACAGCCCGGCCUCCUGCCUGAAGAAAUCUGCAGGCUGCCACGUCCUGUACCUGAGCUCCGUGAGCGUGGAGACCCUGAGCGGAGCCCUGGCCGUGCAGAAGGCCAUCUCAACCACCUUGGAGAGGGACGUCCUGCCCACGCCCACUGUGGUCCACUUCAGAGUCACGGAACAGGGCAUCACCCUGACGGACAUUCAGAGGAAGGUGUUUUUCCGACGCCACUACGCCCUCAGCACCCUCCGCUUCUGUGGCAUGGACCCCGAGCAACGGAAGUGGCACAAGUACUGCAAGCCCUCCUGGAUGUUUGGAUUUGUGGCCAAGAGCCAGACAGAGCUGCAGGAGAACGUGUGCCACCUCUUCGCGGAGUACGAUGCGGCCCAGCCAGCCUCCCGGGUCAUCAGCCUGGUGACUGCUCUGCUGCAGGACACAGAACGGAUGUAGGAGGCGGGGCUGCCUGUGCGCCUUCCCAGACAUCCCAGCCCAGUAGCCCGCCCCCACCCACACAGGGGCUCGUGGGUUCGCUGGCAGGCCCGGCUUUCGCACUGCAGGACAGCAUGGGGUUGAAAGCCUUGAACUUGCCACAGUCUUUCCCUGGUGCCCUCCGGCCUUCAGUGUCCUCAACCACAAGAAGAGGCCAGUAGACAGCUGGGUUAGUGGUCUCCUCAUCCCUCCAGAGUCCUGAAGCUCACACACAGCCGAGGACCUUCGGCUCCCUGCAGCCUGGGCACCACUGACAAAGCAGGCUGAGCUGGUUCCGUGCCCCCCGUGCUGUGGCACCCAGCCGGAGCUGGCUCGGGACCCCGCGGGGCAUGCGAGGGUGGAGCACGGAGUCUACUUCUCUCUGCAGCUCUUCCUCCUCCACUUUCCUGAUAACUUGUUGAACCCACCUGCCCAGGAUUCUGCAAGCCAGCAUGGUCGCCCCGUGGUCAGAGAAGAUGCCACUAUCCUCACAUUCUUGGUGUCUAGUCCCGAGUCCCCUUGUAAAUGAGUAUCAGCCCUAUCUGUUCUUUCACUUCUUCAGUAAACAGACACCCCAUCGCUGGUGUCACAGCUGCCCAA